UCACACGCACACCUCUUCUUCUCUCUCUACAAUUAUAUUAAAACAUGUCCACAUUUUUUACAUUUUCUUACACAAACCUCGAUGCUUUAUAAACCAUCUUCAACUUCUCCCAAACUUCAACACCCCUCUUUAGUUCCUUUCACUUCAAACAAAAACACACACACUUUUAUUUCAGACAACAAAAAAAUACAGAUCACUCUUGUAAGAAUGUUGUGUAUGAGCUAAUGCUGUGUAAAAACCACUUGGUGUGUAGAUAUAACUAAUGGAUCUUGGGCUUAUGAGCUUCAAUGGCUUUGGAGAUGAUAAUGCCUCAUCUUCUCGAUCUGUGUUGCAGAGAUCUACUCAUUCUUUGCUUGCUAAUGACUCCUCCCCAGCUUCAUUUAGCAUCUCUUUCACUAGCCCAGUCCCAGCUUCAAAUGCUGCUGCUUAUCAAGAUUUUUCAAGACAAGGGUAUGGUUGUGGAGGGUCCACUGGUGGAAUGGAUAGUCCUUUUACUAGGUGCAGAGAGCCAUUUACCCCAUCUCAGUGGCUAGAUCUUGAACUCCAGGCUUUAAUAUACAAAUACAUCGUAGCAAACGUGCCUGUUCCGUCACAUUUGCUAUUUCAAAUUCGGAAAUCUCUCAACCCAUUUCUCUAUGCUGGUUCUUUUACGGGAUCAUAUGCUCCUAAAUCAUUCGGAUGGGGAACUUUCCAUCUAGGUUUAUCUGGCAGCAAUGAUCCUGAGCCUGGUAGAUGUCGUCGAACAGAUGGAAAGAAAUGGCGGUGUGCAAGAGAAGCUGUUCCAGAUCAGAAGUACUGUGAGCGGCAUAUAAAUAGAGGCCGUCAUCGUUCAAGAAAGCCUGUGGAAAGCCGAAAAGGCCAAGUUGUUCCUGGAACCACUCAUAUAACAGAAGUGGCGGUCGAUUCAACCCCAUCAGAAACCGUAAUGUCAGGCCCUGGCACAUCUAAAAGCCUGAGUUUGCCGCAACAACAAUCCAAAAUUUUGCAGUCCACUGCUGCAAAUGCUUAUGCUAAUGCCCUUAACAGAGUUCAAGAUACGCAAGGUCAGUCCAUAAUAUCUCCCACCGUGGAUUUGAAGUUGAAGGAUACUGUACCAUCCAUCCGACAACAUCAUGUCCGGACAGAAGAGUCUUCUCUGCAAGAGUUUGGCCUUGUCUCGUCAACCUCUCUUCUCUAUUCUUCAGAUAAGGAUUCCUACAAUGAUCCUAGAAAUCGUGAUGCAAUCCUGAGUUUCAGUGAACAAGAAACACAAAACCAACAACCUCUUCAUCGUUUCAUCGAUGACUGGCCUAAGAAUCCGUCUGAUCAUCUCAAUGUCGUUUGGCCUGAUGAAUUUAAGUCAGACUGGACUCAGCUCUCAAUGUCGAUUCCUAAGAAUUCCUCUACCUUCUCGUCGUGCUCAAAUUCUCCACGUGAGAAAUUCUCCCUUGCGCCUCUAAGCUUACCUUGUGAACUUGACAAUGUCAAUAUGAGUUUAGCUUUGAGAAAUGACCCAUCUGAGAAGCAAACAAGCUGGAAUCCGGUUACUUGGGAAAAUUCAAUGGGAGGUCCUCUAGGAGAGGCGCUUAAUAGCACCUCCAACUCAGUGGAAGCCAGCAGGAGCUCGCUGAUGCUUAAUCUCAGGAAUAGUGAAGUGUGGGAUGGCCACUCUCAGUUGGGAUCAUCCCCAACAGGGGUCUUGCAAAAGACAACCUUUGUCUCUGUCUCAAAUAGCAGUGCUGGAAGCAGCCCAAGAGCCGGCAAUAAGGCUGGCGGCAGUAGCCUUCCAGACGACGUUCCUUGUUCUAUUCCAUCUUCGUAAAUGCUUGCUUUAGCCCAUCAAUUUUUUCAAGGGCAGAAAAAAAAUCCACUUUCAUGUCACUGAUAUGCUUUUUCUUAAUAACAUUGCUUGGUAUUGGCCUGAUGAAUAUUGGCCUUUCUUUUAUUUGCUUGUUCCUUUCCAUUUCUUCCCUCAGCUAAACUGGGUUUGCUGAGUAAUGUAGUAGUAUCUUUUAAAAACUACUUCCAAGUGUAAUUUAAUAUUGUACAUUGCUUGCUUGAGUGAAUUUUUAUUUUGAAAUGUAUUUGAGUUUCUUUGAGUUGAAUUCAGUUCUCUGUUUAAUUUU
Molecule: messenger RNA, 2105 nt
Organism: Daucus carota subsp. sativus
Lineage: Eukaryota; Viridiplantae; Streptophyta; Magnoliopsida; Apiales; Apiaceae
Product: growth-regulating factor 2
Exons: 4
Coding region: 263-1801 (512 amino acids)
Biological process (GO): DNA-templated transcription; developmental process; regulation of DNA-templated transcription
Cellular component (GO): nucleus
Molecular function (GO): ATP binding
Source: RefSeq, a predicted model, not a curated record